UUCUCAGGAGUGUCUUCCGUCUGGCCACAUUACCAACUACAGCGCAAAUGAAGGAAAGGAGACAAGGAGAGGAAACCACUUUAAAUUAUUGAACCGCACCCCACAGCCCUUAACGGCUGGUGGUUUUAGCAGUUGAUCCUAUAAUGCCAGGCUCCAUAAUGAGAGGCCUGUAGGCCUAGUGCACGUAGGUCUAAUGGUAGUGCAACAGUUACAUCGCUCAGCAGGAAGCCUAGCGGUUAGAGAGUUGGGCCAGUAAACGAAACGUCAAUGUUUUGAGUACCUGAGCCGACAAGGUGAAAAAUCUGUCUGUGCCCUUGAGCAAGGCACUUAACCCUAAUUUGCUCCAGGGGCGCUGUACUACUAUAGAUGACCCUGCAAAACAAAGCCUUUCACUGCACCUAUCCAGUUUGUGACAAUAAAAUAUAUUAUUUUAACAUAGAGGCAGGUAGAUCAUAUAUGAUGUUCAACAGUGGCUCUGAAUAAGUAGCAUGCUAAAGAAUAUUUUAAAAUAUGUGCCACCACAAUUCACAGGAAUUCUGCACGAGAAUCUUACGUUCAUUAUGUGCCGCCACCAUUCACGGGAACUCAGCACGAAAAUCUUACGUUUGUUAUCUUAUGCUCAGGUCCAAUUUAAAACCAGGGUACUUAUUCAUAAUUCAUUAUAGAAACCCACUUAAACCAAAGUCCACAUCAAACCUUGAAAUCUAACCUAGUGGAUAUUAUCAGAAGCAGAGAUUCAAUCCACAAAACAAAUCGUCAGUCAUCGUGCCCAGUGUACCCCUUCGCUCCCAGCUGACCCUGUAGAACGACAGGAAAUGAGCAGGACAGUUGGGCUCUCUCUGGAGCUUAGAGGUCGCUCUAUGGUCUUUGUGCUCUUUCAUCUCUUUUGUGUUCCGUCUUCCUGGGUGAGGUCGCUUUCUGUUUUCUCGCUGUGUGUGAGUGAUAUGUAUGACGGUGUGUGAGUGAUCUGUAUUUAUUUUUAUUUUAUUUAGCCAGGUAGGCCAGAACAAGUUCUCAUUUACAACUGCGACCUGGCCAAGAUAAAGCAAAGCAGUGCGACAAAAUCAAACAGAGUUAUACAUGAUUACGGUGUGUGAGUGAUCUGUAUGACGGUGUGUGGGUGAUCUGUAUGAUGGUGGGUGAUUGAUCUGCAUGACUGUUGUGAGUGAUCUCUGUUGUGUGUCUGUUUCUGACUGCGUUUCCGAUUUGAUGUCUCUCUGUUCUGACUGUUUGUCUGUGUGUGUGGUUUCUGUCUGAAUAUGAUCUGUCUGCCUGUCUCUGUCUGACUGUAAUUGCUCUCUGUUAUUCGAUUUUGUUAUGUUACCUUAUGUGAUUGUGCUGCCUGUUAGAGCUGUCUGUGUAAUUGGUCUGUGUGAUGUUUGAUUGAGUGUGACAGAUGACUCCCUCUACUAUCUGACUGAUUUUGUGUGAUCACUCUACUCUCUCUGGUGUCUUGUCUGAUUGGGUGAGUGUGUUCUCUUGGUUGAUCUCUUUGUGUGGAUAUGAUUGGUGUCUCCAUAUCGUUUGAUGGCAGUGUCUUCUCUGUCUUGAUUGGUUGGGACCAACUUCCUCUGAAUCCUGAUUGGGUGUACUUGUCUCCUGCAGGGGCACAAUUCACCAGGCAUCAGCACAGCCAUGCUACCUCGUGCCGACACUUCCACCUAGGGGCCCCUCAGGCGCCCAUCUCCGCUGAGUUCCCCUUGGGUCACACCAGCCAACCCCCCCAGACUGGCCUGGCACCUCACCAGCCCCCGGCCCCUCACCACCCACCGCCCCUGCCGGCCCCCCCUCAGUUCCAGGACGUUACUGGGCCUCCGUUCCUACCUCAGGCCUUACACCAGCAAUACCUCAUCCAGCAGCAGCUUCUAGAGGCGCAGCACCGCAGGAUCCUCCCACACUCCAGACGAACUCUGGAGCGCGCUCCUCUGAACCCUCACAGACUCCGCUCGGGGUACGACUACUCCCCUCCCAUCCAUAUCUCCCAGCCAAUCAGCCAGCAGCCGCGCUACCUGGCCGAGGGCACAGACUGGGACCUUAGUGUGGACGCUGGCCUCUCUCACCAUCAGUACCAGCUCCAGCAGCUUCCACAGCACUAUCAGCAUUACCUGGCGGCAUCCCCCAGAAUGCACCACUUUCCCAGGAACACCUCGUCUGCACAAGUGGUUGUGCAUGAGAUCAGAAACUACCCGUACCCCCAGCUUCACCUGUUGGCUCUGCAGGGCCUCAACCCCUCACGUCACGCUUCCGCUGUACGAGAGAGCUAUGAGGAGCUGUUGCAGCUUGAAGACAGGUUGGGAAGUGUCAGUAGGGGAGCGGUUCAGACCACCAUAGAGAGAUUCACCUUCCCACACAAAUACAAGAAGAGGAAGCCUCUGGAUAUGAAGAUUGGCGAGGAGGGCGAGGAGACUGAUGUGGAUGAGAAAUGUACCAUCUGCCUGUCGAUGCUGGAGGAGGCAGAGGACGUCAGGCGGUUACCCUGCAUGCACCUCUUCCACCAGGGCUGUGUGGACCAGUGGCUGGCGACCAGCAGGAAGUGUCCAAUCUGCCGCGUGGACAUCGAGACGCAGCUCCACCCAGACAGCUGAUGUCCCAGGGGUGGAGCCUGACGGUCUGGCUGCUGUCAAUCACCCUGGCGUGGAUCCUGCUCCCUUCCACCCGGCCCUGCCUCUCCCAACAUGGGUGCUUUGCCAAAUGUCUCCAGUCGUCACGUGACAUCAUCACCCUCUCUGACUCACGCUUUACUGAGCCAAUCCAGGAUUACUUACUGCACGAGAGACCGGAGACUGACUCUCUCUCUCAAUAAAAGCACAUCCCCAGCAAAAAGACAUGCAAACACUCACGCAUACAUUACAUACUAUAUACACAUGCGCACACAGGGUUUACUAGUUGCUUGCUGGUGGUUGGGUGUCGUUGCUGUUGUGUUGUAGUUAGGGGAGGCAGGUGUGUUUCCUGUGUCUUUGUAGCAUGUUCUUAAAGCCAUGACAUUAAUGUACAGAGUGAAAAGCACACAACCCCACUUGCCAGCCAGCCUGCCACAUACACACACACUGCUUAUUCUGCCACAACAGGAAGCUAAUCAACCACUUAAAAGCCCUGUCGCCAUGUUUGCCUACAGAUCAUUUGUGGUAGUACAGUAGCAGCAUCAGACACAGUGGUAUUUUGACCCCUCACUUUGUUAUAAGAGGGGGACUGAGUGUUCAGAACUCACCCAGCUUCUACUUUUUGCAAUACAGUAGUUGUAUUUUGUCCGAACACUGAUGGCAGCAUCAGUCCCAAGCAAAUGUACAACUAUUUCACUGCUGUCAUGUCGGCCUGCCCCAAUGCAUGGGGUGGCGUGUGUUUUUGAGUAAAUACAGAGGUUAGUGAGUGUUUUUAACCAAAUGUGUUAUGGUAUUGCUUGACCUGCCGCAAUGUGUGUGUUCUGCCCCAGUGUGUGGGUUUCAGUGUAUGUUUAACCAAUGCUUGCGCGUGCGUGACAAACUUAAAGUGCAGGUUCAAGUGUGUGUUAAAGGGUAAUAUAGAAGUUAGCUUAACAGUGAUUUGAUUGGAGUGCUUGUAGAAUACAAAGCCAAAUAAGGAAUAAAAAAUAAAUUAAAAAAAUGUAGUAGGACCUAUCCCCCAUCAUGCACUGCAGUGACUGAGUGAGAUGUGGGGCCUUCAGGUUAAGCAGAAGUGUUAGCUGCCCUGGAAACAGCGACUCUGUGCCAUCCCCUCCUGUCGCAGGUGUUAAGGCUGAGCAGUGUAGUGAAAUGCAUGUUUCAAUGUUGGCUUGGGCUGUCGUGUUAGCGUUCAAAUAAAAAAUGGAGGGCAGAGGAGGGUGUUGUCUGUGCAUGACUUAGUUAAUCUGAGCUGUGAUUAUCAACUCAACACAAACAAACAAAUGAAGAAAAAGGGAGCACGAUGUCAGUGGUUGUCCCUGACCUGUAGCGUGUGUUCAUACUGUCCCUUUUUGGUGGCAAACAAAAUGGAAUCCUAUUGUUUACCUUAUUGCCUAAAGAACAAGCACAUGUGAUAGAUAUAGCAACAACCUCUUUUUGUUAUUGCAUUUGCGUUGGUUUCUGUAUAUUUAGGUAUAAACGCGCACUGUUUUGGACCGAGUGAGGAGCUUGUGUGUUGAACUUGUUUUUAUGUGUCAGAUCUCCCCUCGUGGUUGCUAUGCUGGUUGCUAUGCUGUAUUGCUAGAACAACAAUGUAGAAUGUUGUGUGAUGGGGGCAGUAUCCUCCCCACAGUGCAUAUGGACAGGUCUGGGCUGGGGUCACAAUGAGUACCAAAAUAACGGUCAUAGAACACUUUUUGUUGUCAAAACAACUCUUUAAAUGUUGAUAUUGUGUGUUCUUUCCUUUUGUUUUGUUGCUAUGUUAUGUCUGAGUCAAUGUGCAUGAACACUACAUAGGUUUUUAAGGAUUGGCACAGGUCCUGUACUAUGCAUUGAGGACUCGAUGUGAAGUAUUAGGACAGACCCUAAAUGCCCUAUAGACUGAAGGAUGAGUUGUGACGGAUUGGGACUGACCCUAACUGUCCUGUGCACUGCCAGUGUUGAUACUGACUCCUCCUUUAGUCUAGUUUUUUAUGGGAAGUUUUGAUAGUUUACACAGGGUGUUGUCAGUUGAGAUGCCUUAAGUAUUUAACAAUCAUUAUUUAUUACUAAUUGUAGAUAACGUGGGUAAGUAUUUAAUUUUAUAUCGUUUUUUUUGCAAUUUAAUCAUUUAUUUAUUUAGAUAUAACACAAAAUGGUUUUAAAAAAUUGAACGAUUACCUCUUUUUUGCAUUUUUGCAUUGUUUUAAUUCAAUGGGAAUGCUUCGCAUGCAGUUGUAUUUUUCCUGAAGAAACUAAACUAAAAAGACCUGCUGUUUGAUCUCUCUCCCCGAGCCGGCUGUGUUAUGUUUACUGUCCCGGGCUGAGCUGUCGAGCCUGCUCUUCUCAUGUGGUGCUGUGGAUAGUGGUGCUGUGGAUAUCUUGGUUACAUUCCAUUCAAUGCAAUUUUCUCUGAUACCUAUGCUGUGAUGUAGUGGACAAACUGCAAUGGAGUGAAAUGUUUAAGUUUGUAAUUUGUCUUGUUUUGCACUCAUAGUUUUAACAUGGGAACCCUCUCACUGGCAUAAAGCAGUUACGAUCGUAGAUGUAUUGUUAUUAUUAUUGUAUACUUUGUCAUUUCCAGUUCUCUGCCUCUCAUCCCUCUCUCCAUUCUUUCUUUUAAAAAAAGCAUGUUCCUUUUCUGUGUUGGGAUAUUUCUCCUUCCCUCUUUUCCAAAUAUCUUAUAGUUUUGAGCCCAACAAGUGCCUCGCUUCUAGUGUUGAGAUUUUUCCUUAUGAUUGUAGCUAUUUUUGUUACCGAGCCACACAAACUCCUACGCUCAGUUACUCGAAAGCCAUCAUGCCUGAACUAGGUACAUAUUUAUCUGGCGGUCUUACUCCUGCAUUACAGGACCACCAUGAUGAACUGUAGGCGAUGUUCAAAUGCUGUAUAAUAUUGUCUUUCCUUUAUUAUUUCCUCCUUUCUCACUUCUCUUUGUCACCACUGACCAACCUGCAAGGUGAAGGAAAUAUGACGUUAGCCCCCAUAAGUGGAGUGUGGGAACUUCAAGGUGGCGUGGUAUUGCUUUCACUAACCAAAUAGAUCUGUGGAUAUCUAUGAGAAUAAAGAAAGCAGCAUUUUAAGAGUACUCGGAAAUAGACAUUUCUCUCCAUCUUUUUUAGUUAAACCUUGACCUAAUCUAGUAAUACCUUUGAAAUAUUUACUUUAUCUAUUAUACAAAUUAAGGAAAUAUUUGACCAAUCUUUGUGAAAAUGUUUCACUGUGUUCAUCUGCGCUACACUAAUUAUUCUUAAUAUUCCCUCUUUUCCUGCCUUUCUGUUCCCUCGUUUCCUUUUCUUUAUUUUCUCUUACCGUCCAUCCUUCCCUCCACUCAGAACCCAUCCAAUGUUUCCUAUCACAAUCCUCUCUAUGUAAAACAAGAACAGACAGAGGAUCUCUUAAAGCACAACCUUACUAAAAAUGCAUGUUUUUCUCAGGUUUGAAUAUAUUCUCAAUGGUAUAUAAGUAUAUGGUGAAAAUAUUUGUAGAUAUACAAAGAAUAUUACAGAAUUAAUUUUGCUGCUGCUUGCAUCUGAAAAACUGAAGGAAAGAGAAAAUAUCCCAAAAAGUGCCAGUGAUAGGGCUGCCGCCAUCUUUGUAUAAGGUCUGCUGUUUAGCCGUGACUGCGCAAUGUUUUUCAAUAUAGGAGAUUUUAUCGGAGAAUAUAACUAUUUAUCAUUAAUAUUAAAGCAAUAGCUCAUUAAUGAUGAGUGUGUUGAUGAACUGGAUGAGCAUAUUGUGUAAAUGUUAGAUUCACAUUUGGUGGAAUUUUGUACUUUAUUUAUUACUACUACUAAUAAUGAUUUUAAAAGUUGCAUCGCUAAACCCAAACUGUUCUGUUUUUUUUAUUUACAUUUUAUUUCAAGGCUGGUAUAUUAUCCUUUUUGUAUGUGCUCUUUUUGUAAUAAAUUGGAUAAAAUGGAAGGUG
This is a messenger RNA of Salvelinus sp. IW2-2015, 6504 nucleotides long. RefSeq names its product E3 ubiquitin-protein ligase ARK2C. The record is from RefSeq and is a predicted model, not a curated record. Gene Ontology annotation, cellular component: nucleus. Gene Ontology annotation, molecular function: zinc ion binding; ubiquitin protein ligase activity. NCBI's taxonomy places the organism in Eukaryota, Metazoa, Chordata, Actinopteri, Salmoniformes, Salmonidae.